Molecule: messenger RNA, 1830 nt
Organism: Adelges cooleyi (spruce gall adelgid)
Lineage: Eukaryota; Metazoa; Arthropoda; Insecta; Hemiptera; Adelgidae
Product: protein ABHD18
Exons: 10
Coding region: 172-1566 (464 amino acids)
Source: RefSeq, a predicted model, not a curated record
UGGUAUUUUAUCGAUAUGUUUACAUAUUACUGUUCUUAAUUUAACCUAUUUGACCUUAUGUUUGUUAUGAAGUAAUGUAUUGAAUAUUGAUUAAAUUCUCAUUAAAUUAUCUAUCAAAAGAGUGUAUAUUAUGUUAACUUUAGAACUCGUAUUGUAACAAUAUAUCGAAAAAUGAUAAUCAAUAAGUUUGAUUAUUUGUACAGGAAAUUACUAUUAACUAAAUAUUUCGUAAAUGGUUGGGGUGAUCCUGAAAAAUUAAAAAGCAUUUUUGAGUUCAGGAAAUAUAUAGUUAAUCGUGAUUCGUGCAACAAACUUGUGCCUACAGAUUAUCCAGUUAAAAUUGUCAAAAAAAAAGAAGACUCAGAUUCUAUCACCUUUGAGGGAGUUUUUGAAUCGCCAUUUUUUUGUUAUCUCCCAACAGUCGUUCCUAGAGAAAGCCAUUUAGCUCAUUUUCAACUUUUACUCCCAAAAAAAUGGCGUUCGAUAAAUGCAAAACCAAUAUGUUUACAUAUGGCUGGUACAGGAGAUCAGUAUUACUGGCGAAGACGAGCAUUUUUGGCGAAUCCAUUAUUAAAAGAAGCAGGCAUAGGAUCAAUAAUUUUAGAAAAUCCAUUUUAUGGAAAGAGAAAACCAAGUAAUCAAGUGAGGUCUACAUUAUGUAAUGUUUCUGACAUUUUCGUAAUGGGUGGAUGUCUUAUAUUGGAAUCUCUUGUAUUAUUUAAUUGGUGUGAACGAGAAGGUUUUGGUCCUCUAGGAGUAACUGGAUUAUCUAUGGGUGGACAUAUGGCAUCCUUAGCUGCAGCAAGUUGGCCUAAACCAGUAGUACUUGUACCUUGUUUGUCAGGGACAACCGCAUCUGGUGUAUUUACAGAGGGCGCAAUGAGUUGUGCAAUUGAUUGGAAUUUACUUGAACAGCAAUAUAAAUCAAAUGCAACCUAUAAGAAUGAAAUUGUGAAUGUUAAUGAUUUGAAAAUUAAAGUUAAUCAUUUGAAUAGAGAAUUUAAUGCUGGAAAACAAUUUAUAAAAAAUCUGAAUUCCAGCUCAUCUUCUGACAUCCAAUCUAAAUUAAUGUUUGAUACUGUGAAAAAUAAAAAAGCCGCAUUAAAAUUAUACUCCUCUCAACAAUUAGAAAAUUUGAAGACAACAAAAUCAUUUAACUCUUUUGAUAAUUUAGAUGAUCCAACAAUUGAAGAACAUAAUAAAAUGCAAAUUAAAUCUGAUGCUAAAAAAAUGAGACAUAUGAUGAGAUUUUUUAAUGAACAAUCUAAAAAUGAAGAUUUAAAUUUAGAAGCACUGAGUUUCAUGAAGGGUAUAAUGGAUGAAUGUACUCAUUUAAGAAAUUUUAACAUACCAGUCGAUAUGGAUUUAGUAAUAGCAGUUUGUGCAAAACGAGAUGGUUAUGUUCCUCAAAAAGGUGUAGCAAGAUUAGAAGAUGUUUGGCCAGGAGCUGAAGUUAGGUAUGUUGACACUGGUCAUGUAGCUGCUUUUUUACUACAUCGAAAUACAUUCAAGAAUGCAAUAAUUGAAGCUUUCCAUCGAGCCCAACAUAAAUAUUUUGAUAAAUAACCACAACAAUAUAAAUUAAGAACAUAAUGAACAAGAAGUUGUUGUGAAUUUCUCUAAGUACUUUUAAUAUGCUUUAUUAUUAAAAUAAUUCACUAUCUGUAUAUGAUUGUAUUUUUACCUGUAAUGUAAAGUGUUAACCAUUUUUUUAGUAUUAUUUGACCUUCAAUAAUUAUGACACUUGGGCAUAGUUAAUUUUUUUAUUACAAAAAUAAUUUAAUUAUUAUUUUGUAUAUUUUACUCGUGCCAUUGAGUUAAGUUAUGACU